CAGUUUGACAGUCAAUAUUUGCAUUCAGUAAGGGGCCAAGCCUUCCAUAAUUAUGAUAUACAAAUUUAGUAGUCGGUUAGCUUUAUAUCAUGAAAUAUCAACUAAAGUCAUAUAGCUAGAAACCCAGUUGUAACCGAUUUGAGCGACGAGAACCGACCUACAAAACUUGGAGAGAAUUUCAGAGAGCUGUUUGACAACGAAUGGACAGAUGCGUUUGAAUUUUUGACUGAAGAGAACGACGGAACCCACCGCGAAGAUGAAGAGGCAAUUGAUAUACUAUAUGGAAUGUUGAAGCGUUGCAAUGAGUUAUGUUCUGAAGCGCUUCGAGAGCAGCAAACGUCACUUGCGCAACUAGUGUCUAAUCCUGCGUAUUUUAAGAAGAAACCUAUUCUUAGCCUGUGCCGAUCUAAACCUGCAGUGCCACUGACGAAAACCGUAAAUGCUACACAGGCCCAAUUUGCCAAACCUUUACCAGCUGAGAGUCUAAGUACUUGUGAUCAAGUACCUGGUCGCCGAAGACAGCUGGGUAAACAAGGAGAAAGUAAAGAGACAGCUGGUAAUGGAAACAAACAACCUGGUAACCAUAAGUCGGGAAAGAUGUCAGACGUCGAACAAAUGACUGACGCAACCAAACCAAACGCUGGUGAGACUGAUGGCCCAGUCAUUAGUGCAGAAGUUGAAGUACCAAUCAAAGUGUUCUCCAAAAGCGUAGCGGCUGAAGUUCUCAAACAUGUUGCAGUUUCGGAUAUUUUACCAGCUAUAAGCAAUGACAAACAAUAUCAAGAUGUAUUGCGAAAUGCCGGGGUCCAGAAAUACCUCGAGAAGUGCUUCCACUUGUGCUGGCUGAUGCAGGCACAAUACCCGCCAAUGUUGAUGGAUUUUGAAACGAAGCCUGGAAUGCCAUUUAACACCAACGUGUUUGAGACGUACGCUAAGAGGGGCCCUAAAACCGUCCGCGUCGUCUGGCCCCCAGUUUACUUACACAAAGAUGGGCCUCUUGUCUGUAAGGGUUAUGCUGAAGGCACAAAACAAUGAUCUUGUCUGUUUUAUACAGAAAUUUAACAAUACUGACAAAAACGGGAAUAUACUAAAGAAUAUAUUUAUCGUAUUUAAUCUAUAAAUCUGAGAACCUCACAUAAUAUUAUUAAUUACUUUAUUAGUCUCCCUUAUGUGUGAGAUAUACUGACUUUGUCAAUUCUGCUUGACUGUCUCAGUGUCGGUUUGUCGAUAUAUCACAAAUAUUUAUCUGUCCUUUUGGUGUGAUUCCUUUUGCGCAACUGUGCAUGUUGAGUAAAUUAAUGAUUUAAUUAAUUAAUCUGCAUUACUUC
This is a messenger RNA of Mercenaria mercenaria, 1328 nucleotides long. RefSeq lists its product as uncharacterized. The coding region runs from base 286 to 1035 and encodes 249 amino acids. The transcript has 7 exons. NCBI's taxonomy places the organism in Eukaryota, Metazoa, Mollusca, Bivalvia, Venerida, Veneridae. The record is from RefSeq and is a predicted model, not a curated record.